Messenger RNA from Dioszegia hungarica, 762 nucleotides. RefSeq names its product oligosaccharide biosynthesis protein Alg14 like-domain-containing protein. The transcript has 4 exons. Lineage: Eukaryota; Fungi; Basidiomycota; Tremellomycetes; Tremellales; Bulleribasidiaceae. Gene Ontology annotation, biological process: dolichol-linked oligosaccharide biosynthetic process. The coding region runs from base 1 to 762 and encodes 253 amino acids. Gene Ontology annotation, cellular component: UDP-N-acetylglucosamine transferase complex. The record is from RefSeq and is a predicted model, not a curated record.
AUGACAGCCGCUUUACUGCUAAUCGCGCUAUCCGUCGCCUUGCCUUUGCUCUUGGCCUUGCGAGUCUACCUCGUCCUCCCAGACUCCUCGAAGCCAGCAUCGCGGCGCAAGGAUGGCGAGAAGUGCUCGCUGGGUAUCUUCCUGGGUUCUGGCGGUCACACCUCCGAGAUGCGCACCUUGUUAUCAGGACUCGACUUUGAGCGGUACACGCCCCGCACAUACGUAUACUGCCCUGGUGACGAUAUGUCUCUCAAGAUUGUACGAGAUCUAGAAAUAGCGAAAGGGUCGUCCACAGAGUCCUACCAUCUCGUUCAGCUACCUCGCGCGCGACGUGUCGCUCAACCACUGCUAUCGACCGUUUUGACCUCCCUCAAGACCCUCUGGGUAGCCUUUCGCCUGUUCUUCCUGCAGCCCCUGCUGUCUCGGCCGGCCAGUCCCUGGGUGGACGUACUGCUCGUCAACGGACCAGGUACAUGCGUGCUGGUGGUAGCUGUCUCGUGGAUACGGAGAAUCCUAGGCUUGAGAUAUACCAAGAUCAUCUACGUGGAGUCCUUCGCCCGCGUCAAGUCGCUCUCGCUCUCCGGCAAAAUUCUUAGGCCGUUCGUGGACACUUUCGUUGUGCAAUGGCCAGAUGCAGCGGGACCUAGCAACGGCUUACCAGCGCACUCGGAGACUGACGGAGGAGCUAUCUGUGGGGUGGGGCUCAGGGAUGGGGAAGGAAAUGUCACAAAUCGCGUGGAGUACAAGGGAUGGCUGGUUUGA